AUGUUUGGAAAUUUAUGGAAGAUGAACUUUGGAAGGCUGUCGAAAACUCGGUGGAAUUCCCGGUUCUACUCGGGUAGUUCUCAAUAUCGCAGAUUUAACAAUCGUCAAUCCAAUAACUUUACAACCCUAAUAGCAGAUCCAACAGCAAGAAAAUAUAUAGGGCUGACUGCUGGUGCCGGUGCCCUCUUCUACCUUACUCACCUAGAAGAAGCCCCGGUUAGUGGUAGAAUGAGAUUUAUAUGGCUUCCACGAUCACUAGAGCUGAAAAUCGCCAAUUAUUCUUACAAUUCAGUGCUCAGAGAGACACAAGGCUCGAUCCUACCUUCGAAUGACCCUCUAACAAUAAAAGUGACCAAAAUCUUCCGACAAAUAGUGGAAGCAGCCGCAAAAGAUCCUAGCAUCGACAAAGAGCUGCUCCAAGGCAUCGACUGGGAAGUACAUAUUGUGAACGAUCCCAGGGCCCCACCCAAUGCGUUUGUACUUCCAGGUGGGAAAGUAUUUGUGUUCAGCAGCAUUCUUAACAUUUGCAAGAAUGAUGACGGACUUGCCACUGUGCUGUCGCAUGAAUUUGCUCACCAAUUGGCCAGACAUACUGCAGAGAAUCUCUCCAAAGCUCCCAUAUACUCUAUAUUGGGAGUGGUCCUCUACACGAUUACUGGUGCUGACGUCUUUAACCGCCUGAUCUUGGAUAGUUUCCUUAAAAUGCCAGCAUCUCGUCAAAUGGAAACGGAAGCUGACCACAUAGGUCUUAUGGUUAUGUCUCGGGCAUGCUUCAAAACAGAAGAAGCAGUGCAGUUAUGGGAGCGCAUGGCUCAGUUUGAACAGAAAAUGAAAGGAGCUGGACGGUUCGCUCCUGAGUUUCUGAGUACACACCCUGCUAGUGAUCGUAGGAUUGAAAACAUGAAGUCCUGGAUGCCCCAAGCGCAAGAGUUGCGUGCGCAAUCCAAUUGCGGUGCGACGGGUGGAUUUUACGAUGAUUUUCAGACCUUGUUUGGUGGACGCAGAUCAGGACAAUCUGUUCCUUCGGGAGAGAUCGCCUCUAUAUUUUGA
Lachancea lanzarotensis is the source of this 1050-nucleotide messenger RNA. It is a transcript of the gene OMA1, whose product is annotated as LALA0S01e17964g1_1. Gene Ontology annotation, biological process: protein quality control for misfolded or incompletely synthesized proteins; mitochondrial protein processing. Bases 1 to 1050 code for a protein of 349 amino acids. Gene Ontology annotation, molecular function: metalloendopeptidase activity. The transcript has a single exon. The record is from RefSeq and is a predicted model, not a curated record. NCBI's taxonomy places the organism in Eukaryota, Fungi, Ascomycota, Saccharomycetes, Saccharomycetales, Saccharomycetaceae. Gene Ontology annotation, cellular component: mitochondrial inner membrane.